AAGCAUGCGCUGAGGUGGCAGGCUCUGGGCUGGUCCUGACGGGCUGGCUGGCUGCUGGGCUCCGGGCGGAUGUCUGUGUGCGUCAGACGACGGUGGGGGAGAACUACCAUCAACACGCAGCGUCUCCGAAGGAAAACACGCAGAGGAGACGCGGAGCGCUAAAAAAGAAAACCAACCGGGCUAACGUUGGCAUCUGGAAAAGCACCGACGAGAGAAGGGAGACGAUCCUCCCACAUCCAGCCCCACACCCUGUCGCCAACCCGCCCCGUGUUUUUCCUCUCGACCACUUCGUGCCAUCCCUCUGGUCCGACCACCCCAUAGGAAACCCCCCAUUAGACCAGCGUUGCCAUUAAGCGAUGCGCUUUGAAUCUGGGAAGAAAUACUCUUUGCGCUUUUUGAUGCAUAGGACAACCAGUGCUCUUCAUUUCCAGGCUAUGGAUUCGGGUGUUUACACUUUUCUGAUGGGUUUCCAGCUGUAAUAUAACAUGCAAAACAUCACCCUGUCAUUCCAUAGAUUGGCUGGAAUUUGAACAACCGGCUGUCACAUACGCCGGGGUGAGCUCUUAUGUGAUAUUUUUUUUUACUCAAGCUUGAAAAUAACUCCGACAAUGGUCUUAGAACAGACCGCAUCAUUAAACACUUAGUAAUAAUCUCUAAAGACCUGUCAGCUGGAUAUUUUGAUCCCACCGAAAAAAAGCGGCAGAACUGACACGGACUUCGGGAAGUUCUUGCUCCGGAGGAAAGACGUGGAUUGGACCGGAGACAUCUCGGCCAUAUCCACGGCAUUUUCGCUGUAAAGUUGGGAGGUCAGCGGGUUGCAGCCAUGCUGUCGCUGGAUGAGCCCCUGGACCUGAAACUACCUCGGAGGGCAAACGGGAAGGACAGGGGAACCCGCUCUCCUCUUCUCUCACCGCUGCAUCCCAAGCAUGUUCGCCAGCUGCAUAUGACGGAUGAUGGGACAGCAAUUAUAGAGCCCGCUUCACCUGCAUCUCCACACUCAGGUGUGCAGGUGGUCCCUUAUGACCGGACUGACACCCCAACACCACCCGCGGUGGACCUGAGCAUGUCUCCCUCCUCCCGACACACCCCCAGCUCUCCAGAAAUGAGCAACAGCAGUUACGUUCCUUCAGGCAAUUCUUUCAUCUCGCAGGCGUUUCAAUUCUUUGUGCCAAUUGGUCCUGGAGCAGGACUUCACCUGCCAUCCUCUAUGUUCAUUGGCCAAACGAGUGACAAGCGGGCUUCUCCUGACCUUUCAGCGGAUGAACAACUUGCAUGUCACUGGAAAAAGUGCCACCUGCUCUUUGACUCUCUACAAGAUCUUGUGGACCAUGUCAACGACUUCCAUGUGAAACCUGAGAAGGAUUCUGGGUACUGCUGCCACUGGGAGGGCUGUGCUCGCAAAGGAAGAGGGUUUAAUGCCAGGUACAAAAUGCUCAUUCACAUUCGCACUCACACCAAUGAGAAACCACACCGUUGUCCCACCUGCAACAAGAGCUUCUCACGCCUGGAGAACCUCAAGAUACACAACCGCUCACAUACAGGUGAAAAGCCCUACAUUUGUCCUUACGAGGGUUGCAACAAGCGCUACUCCAACUCCAGUGACCGCUUCAAGCAUACACGCACACAUUACGUAGACAAGCCCUACUACUGUAAGAUGGUAGGGUGCUUGAAACGCUACACAGAUCCCAGCUCGCUGCGGAAGCAUAUCAAAGCGCACGGCCACUUUGUGGCUCAGGAGCAGGGCCCCCCAAGCGGGGUAGGCUCUCUGCUGAAGGGAAGUCAGAGCGGAGGACCUUCUGGCACUGGCAGUAAGGAUUCAGAAUUGCCCUAUGUCAGCGGAGCUCACAUCAUCAUCCCCGGAGCAGCUGCCGCUCUGCUGGGAGGCCACACCUUGCAAGGCAUAGGCGGUUCUCUUCCCUUGUCCCCGCUUAGCCCAAGGCCCCUGGACCUCACCACGCUGGGGAGCCCCAAUUCGUCUCCAGCCAGCCUAGGAGGCACAUCUAUCUUGUCCUUUAAUGGCUCCCCUGUGGGCCUGGCUAAGGCCCCUUUACUUUCCUCUGCCUUCCCUUCCUCGGCCCUUGGCCUGCCAAUGGUUCCAGUGCUGGGCCCCACUUCAGAGCGUCGGCCCCACAGCCACCAGGCAAAGAGAGGCAGAGGAGAUGAAUCAGAGGAUGAGAUGGCUGGGAGGGUCCUAAACCUCUCCACAGGUGGGUCUCAUGAACCCCUAUCCUGGGUGGUCAUUCCCCCAGGCGCUGUGGUGCUCAAACCAGCUGUGGUUAACUGAUACAAACCCACACACACACAUUCCAGAAGAGCUCAGGGGCUUGAUGCCAUAGCAACGAUGUGGGAUGUCAAAGGUGACAUCGAUUGGCUUGAACAAUCAAUUCCAGGCAAUGCAUUAAAAGGUAGGAGUUUGGAAAAAGACACACAUCACCUCACACAAUUUAAGAAUACAACGCAAGCCUCUUGUAUUGUUGAAGAAAUAAACUUGAGGCCCAAGAUCUGUGUUCAGGAAUAUGUACGGUCCUGGAUUUGUAUCACAAAGCCUUAAAACAAGGUUCCGCUUUGCUUUCUUAUUUUAUACUUUACUCAUUCUGGCUGGUUCUGUGGAAAGGGGCCGUAAACGUGACAGUCUUAGUGCUCUGUGUUUUUAAAAAAUGUCCUUCUUCAUCAUUGAGUAUUUAUGUACUUUGACAGAGUGCCUCCAGCUUAGUGCUGAGGUACGGUGCCUCGCAAAAAUAUUCACACCCUUUGAGGUUUUACACAUUUUGGAACAAUACAACUACUACCAGGCAUUAAGCAGUUCAGAUUUACAUAAAAGUAACCGUGUUGCAAAUGAAAAACUAAAAGUGUGAUGUAUUUCCGUUUAGUCCCGUUUACUUUGAAUUUCCAGUGCAACUAAGUUCAGCAGCAUAAGCACAAUGGAGGCCUUUAACUCUACUAACUCUGCAUUAGUAGAGUUUUAUGAAGACCAACUGACACAAGAGAGAUAAAAUAACUUGAGACAGUUAUAGUGGUUUCUUUCCAGGAGGACAACAACCGUAAACAGCUAAAACUAAACCAUUCUUGUGUCAGAAUGGUCCAGUCAAAGUGUAAUGACACCUUGGAACCGGUGACAAGACCUAAAAACGUAUGUUCAAGCUAGAUACAAUGUAUUACUAUGCAACAAAUUGUGUUGGUUUGCAUGGGAAAAAAAAUUAUAAUAGUUUUGUUGUUUGAAAAGACAAAAUGUUAGGAAUCUUAAGGGGUUUGAAUUCAUUUUGCAAGGCACUGCAGACACCACAAAAUAAGCACUCAUACACACACGUAAUAGAAAGAUGUUUCAAAUGUUGUGAACAUUUGAAACAUCUUUCAAGAUCAAUUUUAACAUAAAUUUGACAAACUUGCCGAACCAAAGCAAGUGAACUUAUUACAUCUUAUACUUCAUUUAGCAGAGCGCUUAACAGUGUCAACUUAUAGUAUUGAAACUUCUGAGGUGCUGCUAAAUUUUUCUGCUCCUCCUGCUUCAUGAACUGGGCGAGAGCACUUUUGACAAUCCGUCCCCGGUCUUGUGGAGGAUGAUGAACACAGACAGACCUGACCGGGAGCCGAACGAACAGACAAAUGGUGUUAAGCCACCUUGCAAAGACCAACCAUUACUUCCUCUCUUUUUUUCACAAGUGAAACUUAAGGCACUGGUGUGUCUGACUCCCCCUACUGGCGGGACGUGUCACAACCUCCCGACUCACAAAAACCAGCACUGUUCAGCUCCUGGAUUGUCCAGCUGCUUUACUGUAAUUCAAUCAACGGGACCUGGUUGUGUAUAAAAGGCCCUCAGUGGUGAUAAACACUACAGUCUUGUAUUCUUUAAGCUAAAAUGACCCCAAACCAGCUGUGAAAAACAGGUGGUGGGCCUAUCUACAUGAGAUUUGACCCCAAUAAGCAUCAGCUGUGAGAAAAACAACAACAAAAAAACAAAACAAAGAGGGAAUGUUCACGUUGUUCCACAGCGGGAAAUGGGAUACACUCAGUGUUGCCUACAGCUGGACUGACUAGGACGCCGCACUAUCCCAAACUGCCUCAUUUCAGUCUGUCCGAAGUGGCAAACAACAUGUAAAAAAAAACUUCUGGGAAACACUUCAUGGUUCGAUUAAGCAGUAAACAUGCACUUACUAAAAACUACAUGUUUUCUAAAAUGUUAUAUUUAAAGAAAAUAGCUCUUAUUUCAGUCCCCUUACAAAAUUCAGCUUUUUGUUGGGCGUUUCAUCAGACUUGUGUUGCUCAUGCAGCUAUAGUGUUGAAAGAGGAGAGGGAGCAGGAGAGGAUCCUUAAAACUAAACAGACUGACAUCUCUCCUCGCUCUUUGUCACUCCUCCAUCUCUUUUGUCUAUGUUUGAUGACGUUGGCUGUUUUUGAGUGUAAUUUUUCAUUUUCAAAACUUAGGAGCAAACGUUUUCAAUUUGAGAGCAAGACAUUUUAUGCUAUUGUGCUCCCCUGGAUAACUCUGCUCUCACAAAAAACUUGUUUGCUUAAUAAAUAUUCUACUCUUGCAUCAACUCUAAUUUCUGCAAUCAGAUUUGAUGCCUCUCGCACAAAUAUCUUACACUCUAUUUACACCUAAAGGCCACUGAUGUCAAAGUCUCACCUGUUAUUCUGUUGGCUGUAACUGCUACCAACAAACCAAGGCAGAAAAGAAAAUCUAAAAAGUUUCUAAAGCAUGAGGUGUAGGAUUCAAACAGGAGCAGAAGAUAGUUGUGCAAAAGGGACUAAGCAGAUUAUGCAGAACCUCUUUUGCAGCAGAACAUAUUUGUAACCAGAUAUGAUUAUUUUCAAGUGUGGGAGCAGCGUUUCAAAUCAUUAUCUGAAAUCAAGAUAUUCUCCUCUUAAAUUGAAAAUAGUAUGCUCAUAUUCUUUUGGCAGAAAAAUCCCCUUAUAACUGUUUUAUUUACCUGUUUCUAUUUUAUAUUUUUGCCAAUACUAUGAUUUUUAUUUUUUUUUUUUGCAGAUGUUCAGACGAGACAUUUUCUUUGUGAUGUUGAAGUUGCCUCUUGUGUUCUGCCAUCGCUGCUCUACAAUCAGUUUUCUGCUGCCGACGAUGAGUUUGUGAAGGGGUUGAAGUUGGGGAAAAAAUUUUUGGAUGGCUUUCCAGAGCUUUAGUUUCCAACCUGAGGCCGGCACUUCAAACGGAUGGUUAGAUCGAUCAGAAACAUCAAAAAGUUUACCUAAAUUUUAAACUUGUGGAAGUUUAGUUUUGUCAUUGCGAGUGCCACAAAGACACUUUUUACGAACAGAGGGUCAACUUUUUUGAGUGAUUGGCAGCUUGAGAGGAAAGAGAAAGGGUUAUUAGGAUGAGAGAAUGGACAGGGGAGCUAUUAGGGUGGAGGCUGCGUGCCAGCAGAGGAAAAAGAAAAAAAAACAAAAAGCAACUUGCAGCCAUCCGGUGCUGUCGCUCUCCAUCUGGCCACCCACCCACCAAACUGCCCUCUCAGCUCUGAAGUCACCGGCUGUGCUGGGCCCACUGUGGCAGCCUCUCGCAGAAAUACCAGCCUGCAGAAAACUAGGCCACUGAACUCUUCCUGCCCCCUCUCUCUUCUGUGUUACCCAUCUUCUUUAGAUUAAACCCGUGGCUCAAUUCCACCACCUCCUGGCUGCAAAACAUUUACCAAGGAACACUAAAGUACACCAAGAAGAAUUAGUCUCACAUUAGAGCAGAAAUAUGUUAAUAAUAUACUGUAACCCACUGAGGUUGAUUUUUAUCAGAAUUCCUGCAGGUCUAUUAAGUCUAUGGCAAGCCAUUAUACCAUAUAACCAAACUAUGCCAUAUCAAAUUGCUGUUGUACAUUAUAUUAUUCUAUGUAUUCAUCUUAAUUUAUUAAAUUACUUUUAUUUUGGUAAUGACAAUUAAACUGACAUUUCAGCAAUCAAAAUACAUUAGAACUGAUUAUUUAGAAAAGAUCAAGAUAUCUGUUCCUUAAAAGUAAACAUUUUACCAUUUAAUGUCUAAGCUUGGUAUGUUAUGCACACAAACCAUUCAACAACUAAUGCUUAAAACGUGCGCACUCGUUUUGAUUAAAUUAAAUUCUCAGUACGCACGUUGAACAUGUCUAUUACAUGAUAAAUGGCUUGCCAUACAGGUUGCGCUACAACGCUCCUUCCUAAUAACGCCACCUCUACACACAGUUUAGUUCAAGCGUCAGGUCAGGUAUUGGAAAUGAGUAAGUCUGCCGUGUGAAUGGACACACCUCGCACGCAGUGUAGUCAGAACGAGGCGUUAAGUAAGCCAGACACGGUUUCCAUGGCAACAGCAGCGCCAACAGAUGCUGAAAGAGGCCAGGGACAGAGACUCAGCGCCGGCAGCAGAAAUCUCAGCACGACACGGGUCCAAACGGGAUCCACACAUUUUCGAUAUUAAAUAAGCUGCAUGAUCCAUUAACCCUUUGAGCUCAGCCUGUAAUAAUAUGCACUUUCCCCCCACCCCUCAACUGUAUACGUUUGGGGAUGCUGUCACAUUAUUUUCCAAUGUCUAAGCUGUCUUUGUGUUGUUUGUGGGAAAUAGUCGCUACAGGGUCUCAAGUAGGACUCUGCUUUUUUAUGAUUAAACAUUUUCAAAAGUGGUACGGACUCCUGGAGUUGUUACAAAAUCCCAGAUGCCAGGACACAUAAAUGACCCACAUCACAGGCUCGCUUUGCUGGAAGUGCCACAGUGUUGCACAAAGGGUUAAUGAUAUGACUAAGGCCACAGGAGGCCUGUUCAACUUACGUUUUUUUGCACAUUUGUGAGAUAUUAUGUCAGUAUUUUAAUUUUUCCAAGUGCCUUUUUUAUUACAGGUAAAUAUAGACGUUAUACACUAUAUGAGAAAAAGUUAUAUGAAAAUAUAUUUUUCCUGGCACCAUGUUCUCUGGUUGAACAUGCAGAAUUUUAAGCGUUGUAAAAGUCUCCAAUUGGUACAACAUAGCGGUGUUCUCCUGUUUUAGAGGAAUUUUAUCACGAUAUUGAUAAUAAUGUCAAUGAAUACAAAAUGUUUAAUAAAGUUGCAUUUGAUAAGUGUG
Molecule: messenger RNA, 7029 nt
Organism: Gambusia affinis (western mosquitofish)
Lineage: Eukaryota; Metazoa; Chordata; Actinopteri; Cyprinodontiformes; Poeciliidae
Gene: glis2b
Product: GLIS family zinc finger 2b
Exons: 7
Coding region: 824-2284 (486 amino acids)
Biological process (GO): regulation of transcription by RNA polymerase II; smoothened signaling pathway
Cellular component (GO): nucleus
Molecular function (GO): RNA polymerase II cis-regulatory region sequence-specific DNA binding; DNA-binding transcription factor activity, RNA polymerase II-specific
Source: RefSeq, a predicted model, not a curated record